UAUUUCAUCUGCAAACACUAUAAAUGCCUCUUGCUUUUAGAUAUCACAAUAUACAAAGAUUACAAACACAAAAACGCUUGAAAGUAAAAGAUAAUAUAAGAUGAAGUUUUCCAUUUGUCUAAUUGUCUUCACAUUUGCAAUAUUCUUGUUGGUACUUCAUGCAGAGAGUGCUGUCAUAAAUGUUGCAGCAAAACCCAAUGCAGAUGUCGGUCCGGUAAGUCAAUAUUUUUAAAUUUAUUUCAAAUAUACAUAUUCAAUUUCAAGAAGUGCAUUUUCAACCAAAACAACACUUAACUGUGACAUUUUAUGAGGACAUAUUUUUAUUUUUCAUCUUUAGCACACACUAAUUUAACCUAGUCCACACUUUUGGCAUGGCGUGGCUUUACCAGAAUCAUGACAAGAGUGUGUUGAAAUUUACAAAAGAUUAAAAACAAUGUGACAGGAUUGUCAUGAACAUUUUCUCAUUUUCUCAAUUUUCUCAUUUUGUUAAUUGAAAAUUUGACAAAUUGUCAUGAAAAUAAAACAAUGUGACAGGGUUUAUUGAGCGCAUGGAAGGAAGCAUGUGCAGCCACAACAGGAAGCACCAUUGUGAUCCCAAAAGGAGAGUAUCCAAUGACCCAAGUAGUGCUUGUUGGGCCAUGCAAAGGCCCAAUUGAGCUCCGAAUCGACGCCACCUUAAAGGCUCCGGCUGACCCCGCCACGCUUGACAGCAACAAGGAAUGGCUCACCAUCAAUAACGUCGACCAAUUCACUCUCUCCGGCACUGGAGUUCUUGAUGGCCAAGGAGCCAAAUCAUGGGACCAAAAUGAUUGCAAGAAAACUGGAGCCUGCAAUAAACUUCCUAAUAAUCUGAGUUUGAAUUUCUUGACGAACUCAUUGAUCCGGGACAUAACUUCUCUAGACAGCAAGUUAUUCCACAUUAACGUUCUGGGCGGUAAGAACUUAACUUUCGACCACGUCACCAUCAAAGCCCCGGGGGACAGCCACAACACAGACGGAAUCCACAUUGCGAAAAUAGUGGACGUUAACGUUAAAGACAGCACCAUAGGAACAGGAGACGAUUGCAUCUCAAUCGGAGACGGGACAGAGAACCUUCACAUCACGGGCGUGACAUGCGGGCCCGGUCACGGCAUCAGCGUCGGGAGUCUCGGAAAGACUCCCGGCGAGUCACCCGUGAAAGGCGUGUUCGUGGAGAAGUGCAACUUCAUCAAGACAGACAACGGCGUGAGAAUAAAAACGUGGCCCGAUUCGCACCCGGGAGUGGUCACGGAUAUCCACUACACGGACUUAACGAUGGACGGCGUCCAAAACCCGAUUGUGAUCGACCAAGAGUACUGCCCCAAUAACCAAUGCACCAAGCAAAAGCCAUCACAGGUGAAGAUCAGCAAAGUGAGCUAUAAGGGCAUAACAGGAACUUCUGGGACUGAGAAUGCGGUGAUCUUUGCAUGCAGCAGUGGGGUGCCAUGCGAGGGGGUUGAGGUAGGCGAUAUAGACUUGAAGUGGGGUGCAUCCACGUGUACCAAUGUGAAGCCCACCUUCACUGGAAAGCAGAACCCAGCACUUUGCACUGCCGCUUAAUUAAUUAUUAAGAGCAUUUGGUCGUUUAAUUAGGAGUUGAAUCAGGUAGUUAAUUAGAAUUAAUUAAAUAAAAGUGUAAAUAUAUACUUCCUCCGUUCUUUUUUAGUUGCAACGGUCAACAUUUCACACUUGCCAACGUACAUCUUUGACCGUAAUUAUAUCCCAAUCUCUAUUAGUAAAAAAUAAUUAAAAAUUAGAUUUUGAAAAUUUGUAAUGAGAUGGAUUGAACAAUAUAAUUUAAAAAAAUAAUUUUCAUAAAAUAAUAACAUAAAAUGUAGUCAAAGUAGGACAUGUGAAUAGUGUAAAAUUCAACAUGUUGCGAUUAAAAAGAGACGGAGGAUAGGAUGUAGUUCAUGGUUGUAUGUGGUUGUUCUAUGUGUUGCCCUGCCCAUGAACAUGUCCUAUGUGUUACCAGGUACAUGCAGGUAGAUCUUUUAAUUGGG
This is a messenger RNA of Cuscuta epithymum, 2021 nucleotides long. Lineage: Eukaryota; Viridiplantae; Streptophyta; Magnoliopsida; Solanales; Convolvulaceae. The record is from the annotation of a GenBank genome assembly.